UGGCGUCAUCACCAGAUUCAUAAUAAAUUUUCUAAUUCCACCCCUCUCAUCCGGCCUUCCUUUCACUCCCCCCCUCUCUCGCGCCGCACGCACUCCUCCCCCUCGACCUCGUCGCCGACGCCGCGAUGCCGGAGGACGUUGAGAUGAACGACUCCGCUCAGCCCGCCCCCGCCGCCGCUCCCGCGGCCGCCGACGCGCCCGCGCCCGCGCCCGCUCUCUCCACCCUGCAGCAUCUGAAGGAGAUCGCGUCCGUGGUCGAGGCGGGGUCGCUGACCAAGGAGGUCCGCCGGAUCUCCCGCGCCAUCCGCCUCACCGUCGCCCUCCGCCGCCGCCUCGCCGCCCCAGACGUCGCGGCCUUCCUCGCCUUCGCGCUGCCCCCUUCCUCCGAGGCCUUCACCCGCCUCUCUCCGCUCCUCCCCAAGGAAGAUGGAAGUGAGAUGGAUGUUGAUGCUGCAGCUCCAGCAGCUCAAGUUUCAAUCAAGCAUGGACUCCCAGAGAUUGAAAUAUACUGCUACCUGCUUGUGUUGAUUUUCCUUAUUGAUCACAAGAAAUAUGAUGAGGCUAAAGCAUGUGCGAACUCUAGCAUUGCUCGUUUGAAGAAUCUCAACAGGAGGACUGUUGAUGUUUUGGCUUCUAGGCUGUAUUCGUAUUACUCGUAUGUCCAUGAACUCACCAACAGCCUUGCUGAAAUUCGUGGAACUCUCCUUGGGUUGCACAGGAUGGCAACUUUGCACCAUGAUGAGCUUGGGCAGGAAACUCUUCUUAACCUGCUUCUUCGCAAUUACCUGCACUACAACCUAUAUGACCAGGCAGAAAAACUUAGGUCAAAGGCACCGCGUUUUGAAGCACAUUCCAAUCAGCAGUUCUGCCGCUAUCUGUUCUACUUGGGAAAAAUUAGAACAAUUCAGCUCGAAUACACUGAUGCUAAAGAGAGCCUCUUGCAAGCUGCACGGAAAGCACCCACUGCAGCUCGUGGAUUCCGCAUCCAGUGCAACAAAUGGGCUAUACUAGUAAGGCUACUUUUAGGGGAGAUACCAGAGAGAACUGUUUUCAUGCAGAAAGGAAUGAAGGCGGCUUUGACACCAUAUUUUGAGCUUACAAAUGCUGUUCGCGUUGGGGACCUAGAAGUGUUCAGAGUUGUUGCAGAUAAAUUUGGGAGCACUUUUAGUGCUGACAGGACAUCCAAUUUGAUCGUGAGGCUGCGCCACAACGUCAUCCGGACUGGAUUGCGCAACAUUAGCAUUUCCUACUCACGGAUCUCCCUUGCCGACAUUGCCAAGAAACUGAGGCUAGAUACUAAGACCGCUGUUGCUGAUGCUGAGAGCAUUGUAGCCAAGGCCAUUAGAGAUGGGGCAGUUGAUGCCACCAUCGAUCAUGCCAAUGGUUGGGUGGUGUCGAAAGAGACUGGCGACGUGUACUCAACAAACGAGCCACAGGCUGCUUUCAACUCCAGGAUUGCAUUCUGCCUGAACAUGCACAAUGAGGCCGUCAAGGCUCUGAGGUUCCCCCCGAAUUCUCACAAGGAAAAGGAGAGUGCCGAGAAGAGGCGAGAGAGGCUCCAGCAGGAGGAAGAACUCGCGAAGCACAUGGCCGAGGAGGAUGACGAUGACUUCUAGGUUGGUUAUCCUCUCUUGGUGCUUUCAGCUGCUGCAUGUUCCAUUACGGAGAAGCGAGGACUACAAAGUUGAUGUUAGGAGCCACACUCCGAUUUCGUUGAGGGACAAUUUAAAUGAUGCUAUUACUCUGUGGUUUUCUAUGCUCCCAACAAUUCUUUUAUCACUACAAAUUGCGUAGAAACCUUAUUUUUCCCUGAGAUACUGUAAUUGAGGAACCGUGUGCUGCGACGGGACACUGUAUUUGGCAUCGCAUCCUGUAUUUGCUUUGCGGGAAGUUGAUUUGAGGAUAA
Molecule: messenger RNA, 1906 nt
Organism: Hordeum vulgare subsp. vulgare (domesticated barley)
Lineage: Eukaryota; Viridiplantae; Streptophyta; Magnoliopsida; Poales; Poaceae
Product: probable 26S proteasome non-ATPase regulatory subunit 3
Exons: 8
Coding region: 126-1616 (496 amino acids)
Biological process (GO): ubiquitin-dependent protein catabolic process; regulation of protein catabolic process
Cellular component (GO): proteasome complex; proteasome regulatory particle, lid subcomplex
Molecular function (GO): enzyme regulator activity
Source: RefSeq, a predicted model, not a curated record